UUUCAAAUUUGCUUAUGCACAUUGUUAAAGUGUCCUUAUGAACAUUGCGAAAACGAAUCAUUUCAGGAAAUAGUAAUCGGCUCAAAUAUGGAUAAAAUUUAUCUAGUGAUGGAUUAUGUGGAGCAUGAUAUGAAAACCCUCAUGGAUUCAAUGUUUGCUCGGGGUAAACGAUUUCGAACAGGUUUUGUUAUCGAAUCUGUUUGUAUGGUGAAUGUUUCAGGUGAAAUUAAAACAUUACUUCGUCAAUUAUUAAGUGGUGUUGCGCAUAUGCAUGAUCAGUGGAUAUUGCAUCGUGAUUUGAAAAGCUCAAAUCUACUUUUAUCGCACAAAGGCAUUUUGAAGAUUGGUGAUUUUGGAUUAUCACGGGAAUUUGGUGAUCCACUGAAACCGUAUACACCGAUUGUUGUUACACUGUGGUAUAGAUCGCCCGAAUUGUUGCUUGGAUUAAAGGUAAGUUUUUGGAAAAUUCACAUGUGUUGCUUUCCGUUGUUUCCAGCUAUUGAUUGUAAAUUUCAGAUUGGUGAUUUUGGAUUAUCACGGGAAUUUGGUGAUCCACUGAAGCCGUACACACCGAUUGUUGUUACACUGUGGUAUAGAUCACCCGAAUUGUUGCUUGGAUUAAAGGUAAAAAGUUUUUGGAAAAUUCACAUAUGUUGCUUUCCACUGUUUCCAAUAUCUCCAAUUGACUGCAGCAGUAUUCAUACUUUUUUUUCACAUUUGCAGGAGUAUUCAACUUUUGUCGAUAUGUGGUCAUGCGGAUGUAUUUUCGCGGAAUUUUUCAAAUUAAAAUCAAUAUUCCCAGGCAAAGGAGAAAUCGACCAGAUCAAUAAAAUUUUCAUGGGUCUUGGAACACCAAAUGAAAAUAUUUGGCCCGGUUAUAGCAGUUUGCCUGUUGUAAGGAAGAUGAAAUUUGAACAUUAUGAACCGGGUGAAUUGGAGAAAAAGUUCCCACCAAGUUUGAUUGAUGAAAGUGGAUUGCAGUUCAUCAAGCAGAUGCUUACAUAUGAUCCAAAUAAAAGAAUUACUGCACGAAAUGCUUUGCAUCAUGAGUGGUUUGAUCGAUAUCCACCACCGGUACCACCAGAAUUGUUCCCAACAUGGCCAGCAAAAAGUGAAAUGGGCAGACCAGUUGUGAAAGGGCCAGUGGUUAAACCACCUUCUGUGAACGAUAAGUUGGUGUUUGCACUGCCGCUUGACGACACUCAUGAAUUGGCAGUCGGUUACAAUCUGGCAUACGGUAGCUUGUGCAGCAUGUUUACGGUGCAAAAUGCGAAACUGUACAAAGAGCUGAAAAUUGAACCGAAGAAGGAAAGUUUUGCUUUGAAAUUUGAUGUGCAAAAUGCGAAACUGUACAAAGAGCUGAAAAUUGAACCGAAGAAGGAAAGUUUUGCUUUGAAAUUUGAUGUACUUGCGGCGAAAUUCAAAUAG
Molecule: messenger RNA, 1428 nt
Organism: Gongylonema pulchrum
Lineage: Eukaryota; Metazoa; Nematoda; Chromadorea; Rhabditida; Gongylonematidae
Source: the annotation of a GenBank genome assembly